Molecule: messenger RNA, 1260 nt
Organism: Alternaria arborescens
Lineage: Eukaryota; Fungi; Ascomycota; Dothideomycetes; Pleosporales; Pleosporaceae
Product: [Pyruvate dehydrogenase (acetyl-transferring)] kinase
Exons: 3
Coding region: 1-1260 (419 amino acids)
Biological process (GO): protein phosphorylation; regulation of glucose metabolic process
Cellular component (GO): mitochondrion
Molecular function (GO): pyruvate dehydrogenase (acetyl-transferring) kinase activity
Source: RefSeq, a predicted model, not a curated record
AUGGUCCAAUUUGGAGAGAAGCCAUCUACGGGAACCCUCUUCCGCGCGUCACAAUUCCUCUCCGAGGAACUGCCCAUACGGUUAGCACACCGAGUGCAAGAACUCAAUGAACUUCCAGAUGGCCUCAAUGAGAUGCCGUCUAUACAAAGAGUGCGCGAUUGGUAUGCGCAGUCGUUUGAAGAACUCGUCGAACUACCCCGGCCGACCCUCUCGAGCGAGAUCAAAGAGCGACUACUAAAACCAGCCAAGAAGAGCGGCGACAAGAACUUGAUGAGCAAGCCGACCCAGAACCCUAGCAUCAAGACUGGACAAUACCGAUCCGCGCCGACGACGAAUGGCAACGGAAAUGGAAACUCGAACGGAAACGGCGGUGGCAUCACAAAGGAAGUCAAGGGCGCAAGCCGAAGAUACUAUGCUGCGGCUGACGACGGACAAGACUGGCCACCAGAGCUGGGCGCAUACAACACAAAGUUCGCAGACACAUUGGAGAAGAUCAAGAGGCGGCAUGACAGCGUCGUGACCACCGUUGCGCAGGGCAUCCUUGAGUGGAAACGCAAGCGACAAAGGAUGCAGAUCGACCACAAUAUCCAAGCUUUCCUCGACCGUUUCUAUAUGUCGCGUAUCGGUAUUCGUAUGCUCAUCGGCCAGCACAUCGCCCUGACAGACCAACGCUCGCGGACCGAUCCCAACUACGUCGGAAUAAUUUGCACAAAGACCAAUGUCAAAGAACUCGCCCAGGAAGCUAUUGAGAAUGCGCGCUUCGUUUGCGAGGAUCACUACGGACUCUUUGACGCACCAAAGGUCCAGCUCGUAUGCAAUCCGGACAUCAGCUUCAUGUACGUGCCUGGACAUUUGUCACAUAUGCUCUUCGAGACCCUCAAGAACUCGCUUCGUGCUGUGGUGGAGAGACAUGGUGAAGAUAAGCAAGAGUUCCCUGUGACCAAGGUCAUCGUUGCAGAGGGCAAGGAAGAUAUCACCAUCAAGAUUUCGGACGAAGGAGGCGGCAUCCCUAGAUCCUCCAUUCCACUAGUAUGGACGUACAUGUAUACGACUGUCGACCAAACGCCGAGCCUGGACCCUGACUUCAACAAGAGCGACUUCAAAGCUCCCAUGGCUGGAUUCGGUUACGGAUUACCCAUAUCGAGGCUAUACGCACGCUACUUUGGAGGAGAUUUGAAGUUGAUUUCCAUGGAAGGAUAUGGCACCGACGUCUACCUCCACCUCAACCGCCUCUCCUCGUCAUCAGAACCUCUGCAAUAG